UCAAAAGGCGAUGUCGUGUCUUCUUGGGCAGGCGCUCAAGAUAAUAAGCGCAAGAAGGCUCUAGUUUGCGGCGAUUUUUCAAGAGAGCGCAAGCAAGGUAGAGAGAAUUUGAUCUUAAGAAAAUGGCUUCCAUGGCAUCACCGAGCUCAUGUUUCUUUUAUAAGAAGCAUAAUAAGGGCUACAACGGUUCUGCUCUUCCCCGAAUAAGCCUUUGUCAGUCUCAGCCGCCCGACAACAAAUCCACCACCGAUCAAAAUAGUCGAAGGGCAAUAAUACUGCGGAGCAGCGAAUUAGCAGUAGUUGGGGCCAUAUUCAACUUCAGCGGGAAAAAACCUGAAUAUUUAGGUGUACAGAAAAAUCAAGCGACGUUAGCGCUGUGUCCGGCUACAAAGAACUGCAUAUCAACGGCGGAGAAUGUCAGCGAUCUCAUUCACUAUGUCCCACCUUGGAAUUAUAACCGUGGUAGGAAGAACGCCGUUACCAAAGAAGUGGCAAUGGAGGAGCUUCUUCAAGUGGUAGAAUCAACAAAAGCAGACAGAUUUACCCCGCGAAUUGUGGAAAAGAAGGAUGAUUAUGUUCAUGUGGAAUAUGAAAGUCCGAUCUUAGGGUUAGUGGACGAUGUUGAGUUCUGGUUUCCGCCAGGAAAGGAAUCGAUUGUGGAAUAUAGGGCUGCAUCACGACUGGGGAACUUUGAUUUUGAUUACAAUAGAAAACGCAUUAAGGCGUUGCGACUAGAACUGGAGAAAAAGGGCUGGGCUCCAGAAGACACCUUUUGAAGGGAAGGACAGACCUUUUUCAAGAACAAAGAUAUUACUAAUCAUUCAACCGACUUUGCUCAAUGCUUGAUUUAUAUACGAAUAGGAAAAAGAAAAGAGAAAACAUGAUGGAAGAUUAUAUAAAUGUUAGAUGACAUUUUUCUGAUAUAUAGUUCAACAUCUGUUUCAUGA
Molecule: messenger RNA, 947 nt
Organism: Mangifera indica (mango)
Lineage: Eukaryota; Viridiplantae; Streptophyta; Magnoliopsida; Sapindales; Anacardiaceae
Exons: 7
Coding region: 123-776 (217 amino acids)
Source: RefSeq, a predicted model, not a curated record